Molecule: messenger RNA, 1980 nt
Organism: Ilex paraguariensis (yerba mate)
Lineage: Eukaryota; Viridiplantae; Streptophyta; Magnoliopsida; Aquifoliales; Aquifoliaceae
Source: the annotation of a GenBank genome assembly
GGAGUUGUUUUCGAUGCAGUGACUUAUACUACAAUACUUGCUCAUUGCACGGACCAUGAAGAGUUUCAUUUUGGAACUCAAUUGUACUCUCUUGUGCUUAAAUGUGGGUUGGAGUCCGAAGUUUUCAUUGGGAAUGCCCUAGUUACAAUGUAUUCAAAAUGGGGGCGAAUAGUGGAAGCUGAAAAAGUGUUUAGAGGAAUGCCCAAUAAAGAUAUAGUUUCGUGGAAUGCGAUGCUCUCAGGGUACACUCAGGAGGGAACUUAUGGAUUAGAAGCAAUUAGUGCUUUUAUUGAGAUGGUUAGCGAAGGAAUGAAGCUUGAUCAUGUUUCAUUUACUGGUGCAAUUUCAGCUUGUGGCCAUGAAAGAAACUUGGAGCUUGGGAGACAGAUACAUAGUUUGACUAUCAGAAGUGGAUAUGGAAUGCAUGUUUCAGUUUGUAAUGUUUUGAUUUCAAUGUAUUCUAAGUGUGAGGUUGUCCAAGAUGCACAAUUGGUCUUCAAAUUCAUGAUUGAUUGGAAUGUAGUCUCUUGGACAACAAUGCUGUCAAUAAAAGAAGACGACGCUAUGUCUCUAUUUAAUGAGAUGAGAAGGAAUGAAGUUUAUCCAAAUGAUGUUACAUUUGUUGGACUAAUUCAUGCCAUAGCAACCAAUAAUUUGGUUCAAGAAGGUCAAAUGGUACAUGGGUUUUGUAUAAAGACUAGCUUUUUGUCAGAGUUGAAUGUUGCUAAUAGCUUCAUUACCACGUAUGCCAAGUCUGAGUCCAUGAAAGACUCAAGGAAAGUAUUUGGGGAGCUCGACCACAGAGAAAUUGUAUCGUGGAAUGCUUUGAUAUCAGGGUAUGCUCAAAAUGGAAUGUCUCAAGAAGCGUUGCAGUCAUUUUUGUCAGCAAUUAUGGAAUCACAGCCUGACCAAUACACAUUUGGCAGUGUCUUGAAUGCAGUUGGAGCUGCUGAGUCUAUUUCUUUAAGGCAUGGCCAGAGGUGCCAUUCUUAUUUAAUAAAGCUUGGAAUGAACACUGACCCCAUUGUUUCAGGCGCUCUCCUUGACAUGUAUGCAAAGCGUGGGAGCAUUUGUGAAUCUGAGAGAGUUUUCGGUGAGAUAUCAGAAAGAAGCCAGGUAGCUUGGACAGCAAUAAUCUCUGCACAUGCAAGGCAUGGAGACUAUGAAUCAGUAAUGAGUUUGUUUAAAGAGAUGGAGAGGAAAGAUGUCAAACCUGACUCAAUCACAUUUCUUUCUGUUCUAACAGCUUGUGGUCGAAAGGGGAUGGUGGAUAUGGGGCGUGAGAUCUUCUACUCAAUGGUUGAAAAACAUAUAAUUGAACCAGCCGCAGAGCAUUAUUCUUGUAUGGUAGAUAUGUUGGGCCGGUCUGGGAGGUUAAAAGAGGCAGAGGACUUUGUGGCUCAGAUUCCUGGAGGACCAGGAUUGUCUGUGCUGCAGAGUUUACUUGGAGCUUGUAGGAUACAUGGUAACGUGGAGAUGGGUAUGAGGGUGGCCAAUGCUUUGAUGGAGAUGGAACCUGAGGAGUCAGGUUCCUAUGUGCUGAUGUCAAACUUGUACGCUGAAAAGGAGCAGUGGGGAAAGGUGGCCAAAAUAAGAAAAGAGAUGAGAGAUAGGAGAGUAACGAAGGAAGUAGGAUUUAGUUGGGCAGAUGUGGGUGACAUUAAUGAUUCAUUAUCUUUGCAUGGGUUCUCAUCAGAUGAUAAGUCUCACCCACAGUAUGAGGAGAUAUACAAGAUGGCAGAAUGGAUAGGAACAGAAAUGAAAUUUUUAGAGAGAGGGCGACAGAACAGUUGUAAAAUUUGACCUGAUGAGACAGGAAUAUGUGGAGCUAUCAAUAUGAAGGACACUGUCUUUCUGUCAAAGGAAGCUCUACAUUGAGCAUUUCCAAUGUCCAUCCUCUAUUCAGCCAUUUUGGGUUAUGAAGAUAUGAAAGUCUUUCUCUCUUAAGAAAGGAGAGUUGUGCCACAGCAGCAGGACAAC